UUAACAAAAAGAAAACUUCCGCUCUUCUCUCUCUCUCUCUCUCAACACAUAAGUCAAGUCAGCAACCGUCUUCUCUCUCUCAACGCACAAGUCAGCAACCGUCUUCUAUCUGACAGCUCUUCGUUUAGGUGUUUCCAAUGCGCCGCUUUUGAAUUAUCCGAUUGAGGAGUGAAUUAUCUCUUCUUCGCUCUCGCGAAAUCUUCAUUUCCCUAGGGAGAAUAUGGCUAUGGAAGUCACCCAAGUUCUUCUGUGUGCACAAGCAGUCGAUUCAACAGUAAGGAAACAUGCAGAAGAAACCUUGAAACAGUUUCAGGAGCAAAAUCUUCCUGCGUUCUUAUUAUCACUUUCUGGAGAGCUUGCUAGUGAGGAGAAGCCUGUUGAAAGCCGUAAACUAGCAGGUUUAAUUCUUAAAAAUGCAUUGGAUGCAAAGGAACAGCAAAGGAAGUAUGAACUGGAGCAAAGAUGGCUAUCACUGGACAUGGCUGUGAAGAGCCAGAUCAGGGCAUUCUUGUUGCAGACGCUCUCCUCUACUUCACCUGAAGCCAGGUCAACGGCAUCACAAGUCAUUGCAAAGGUUGCAGGUAUCGAACUGCCUCAGAAGCAAUGGCCUGAGCUCAUAGGUUCCCUCUUGUCAAAUGUUCACCAGGUUCCUCCUCAUGUUAAGCAAGCAACCCUUGAAACACUUGGAUAUAUGUGUGAAGAAAUUGUUCCAGACUUUAUUGACCAAGAUCAAGUGAAUAAGAUACUUACUGCAUUGGUUCAAGGCAUGAAUGCAAAUGAAGGUAGUACAGAAGUCCGGCUUGCUGCCACUAGAGCUUUAUAUAAUGCUCUCGGAUUUGCCCAAGUUAAUUUUUCUAAUGAUAUGGAACGUGAUUACAUUAUGAGAGUUGUUUGUGAGGCCACACUCUCAACAGAGGUUAAAAUUCGGCAGGCUGCAUAUGAGUGUUUGGUUUCUAUUGGGUCAACAUACUACGAUAAAUUAGCUCCAUAUAUUCAAGAUAUUUUCAACAUCACAUCAAAAGCUGUCAGAGAAGAUGAGGAACCGGUGGCUCUCCAGGCAAUUGAAUUUUGGAGCUCAAUUUGUGACGAGGAAAUUGUUCUUUUGGAUGAGUAUGGAGCUGAGGUUACAUCAGAUUCUGACGUUCCUUGCUAUUAUUUUAUAAAGCAGGCACUCCCCGCGCUUGUUCCAAUGUUAUUGGAGACACUUCUUAAGCAAGAAGAAGAUCAAGAUCAGGAUGAAGGCUUUUGGAAUAUUUCAAUGGCUGGUGGAACAUGCCUUGGUUUGGUGGCCAGAACAGUUGGUGAUGACAUUGUACCGCUUGUAAUGCCGUUCAUUGAAGAAAACAUUACUAAAGCUGAUUGGAGGCAUAGAGAAGCUGCCACCUAUGCAUUUGGUUCAAUAUUGGAAGGUCCCUCACCUGACAAACUAACCCCUAUUGUGAAUGUUGCUCAAAAUUUCAUGCUCGCUGCUUUGACUAAAGAUCCAAAUAACCAUGUAAAGGAUACAACUGCUUGGACCCUGGGUCGAAUAUUUGAGUAUCUCCAUGGCUCAAUUGCAGGGACACCCAUUAUUACGCCAGAAAACUGCCAGCAGAUAAUCACUGUUCUCCUUCAGAGCAUGAAAGAUGCUCCUAAUGUGGCUGAGAAAGCUUGUGGUGCUCUCUGUUUUCUAGCCCAAGGAUUUGAGGAUGUGGGCUCAACAUCACCUUUGACACCUUAUUUACAAGAAAUCGUCCAGUCCCUUCUAAAUGUCAGUCACAGAGAGGAUGCUGAGGAAUCAAGACUUCGGACAGCUGCCUAUGAGACUUUAAAUGAGGUAGUGAGGUGCUCCACCGAUGAAACAGCCCGCUUAGUAGUGGAACUUGUUCAAGUCAUCAUGACUGAACUUCACAACAGUCUUGAAGCACAGAAAUUUUCAUCUGACGCGACAGAAAAGCAGAACGAUUUGCAUGGCCUUCUUUGUGGGUGCUUACAAGUCAUAAUCCAGAAAUUGGGGGCUUCCGAAACCACUAAAUAUGCCUUGAUGCAAAAUGCCGAUCAGAUUAUGAAUCUUUUCCUACGAGUAUUCGCAUGUAGAAGUGCCACUGUCCAUGAGGAAGCAAUGCUUGCCAUAGGUGCUCUUGCCUAUGCGUGUGGUCCUAACUUUGCAAAGUACAUGCCAGACUUUUACAAGUACCUAGAGAUGGGACUUCAGAAUUUUGAGGAGUGCCAAGUCUGUGCUGUCACUGUUGGCGUUGUGGGGGAUAUCUGCAGGGCAUUGGAGGUUAAGAUUCUGCCUUACUGUGAUGGAGUGAUGACUCUGCUUCUCAAAGAUUUGUCAAGCAACCAGUUGCAUCGGUCUGUGAAACCUCCAAUCAUUUCUUGCUUUGGAGACAUAGCACUAGCUAUUGGAGAAAAUUUCGAGAAGUAUUUCAUGUAUGCUGUGCCAAUGCUUCAGAGUGCUGCAGAAUUGUCUGUUCACGCAUCAGGUGCUGAUGAUGAAAUUAUCGAGUAUACUAAUCUUCUAAGGAAUGGGAUUUUAGAGGCAUAUUCUGGGAUACUUCAGGGUUUCAAGAACUCUCCGAAAACCCAACUCCUAAUUCCGUAUGCUCCUCAUAUCCUGCAAUUCCUGGAUAGCUUGUGUCUUGAACAAGAUAUGGAUGAUAUUGUGAUUAAAGCUGCUAUUGGUGUCCUUGGAGAUCUAGCAGAUACUCUGGGAAGUACUGCUGGUACUCUCAUUCAGCAAUCUCUGUCAAGCAAAGACUUUUUAAAUGAAUGCUUGUCUUCCGAUGACCAUUUGAUUAAAGAAGCUGCUGAGUGGGCAAGGCUCGCCAUUAGUCGUGCUAUAUCCAUUUGAGGUGGUGUUCACUUGGUUCAUAUUACUUACCUGCAUUCAAUUGGUCGUGUCAAGAUAAGGUCAAAAGUUAGACAUUCAGUUGCUGAAAUAUACACCUCUCUUAUAUGGCGGAGGAGAUGGCACGAUGCACCAUCCGCUGCUCAAGGCGUAUGUUAUCGGAAGCUGGAUAUUAUCCUCACAACUAUUAUACAGAAGUUCAUCAUAGACGGAAAAGGAGAUGAACUGCGUGAACCAAUAACCAAAGAAGAAGUCUUGGCUGAGGUGGGGUCGCGCGGGGGUCGGCCGACCCCACCGGCGGUCCACCGAACACUGCCGGAAAACAUCAUCUUCGACCUUUGACCUGGUGCAGUUCCGUCUCCGACCCCACGGCCAGCUUCAACUCUACCCGAAGCCUUCCGCCUUUUCCAAAAACUAAGAGGAGAAAGGAACAAUACUAAUAAGAAUAGAGUAGAGAUAGAUAAGGGGAGGGGUUGCAGAAGAAGCUGAUGUAUUCUCAACGAAUAAGAUGAACAGAGAGGUUAAUAUGAUUUUUGGGCUGAGGAGUGGUUAAUACUCCUAUUGAUUGUUGGGUUAGAAAAUCUAUAAGUAAAAAAUCUAAUUGAUUGCCUCUGGUCA
Molecule: messenger RNA, 3451 nt
Organism: Salvia splendens (bonfire salvia)
Lineage: Eukaryota; Viridiplantae; Streptophyta; Magnoliopsida; Lamiales; Lamiaceae
Product: importin subunit beta-1
Exons: 6
Coding region: 221-2836 (871 amino acids)
Biological process (GO): protein import into nucleus
Molecular function (GO): small GTPase binding
Source: RefSeq, a predicted model, not a curated record